UGCAAAAGAUCUAACAGGAGAAAGCUGCAGAAGACAGAAAACAUUUUGGAAACUGCCCUUUGCUGCUUGCUGUUCUUGGGUUACGUAAAUGUGUGACUCAAGAAACUGUACUUCUCUUUUAAGGAGCUAUCUCUUAGUGUGUCCAAAUUACAUGUGAAUUGCAGCUUCUUCUUUUUUUUAUCUUUGCACAGAGAGGUCUGGUGUAAGUAAGACGUCUUUCUGACUUUGGUAAAUGAUUAACUUGUUGAUCCCCAAGCAGAAUAGAGUUUCAGAGACAAAGAUUAAAAAAGCUACAGUCAUUUGUGAAGUGAGCUCAAACGUUCAAAAAUGAAAGUUCCUAUAAAACUCCUCGGCUUUGCCUUUUUGGUUUUAUCCUUUACAUUUGUACAAGCUCAAGAAUGUCUUCAAAAGGACAUUACAUAUGAAAACAUAGAACUGUUGGAGAAAGAUUCCUACAAUAAUGAUGAAAUAGUGAAAGUUAACUGUCAGACAGGCUAUAAUGGCAUGUACAAACUGAAGUGUGUCAAUGGGAAAUGGGAGGAAAUUAUUGCACGACACUGCUCAAGGAAAAAAUGUGGCCACCCAGGGGAUACACCAAAUGGUGAUUUUAAGCUUUUAGAGGGAACCGAGUUUGUUUUUGGAGCAACAGUGGAGUAUACUUGCAAGACAGGGUACGAAAUGGCAAGCAGGGUAAAACUGCGUCACUGCAGAAGCCAAGGGUGGGAUAAUUCUGUCCCCAUCUGUGAGGUGGUGAAGUGCCCAGCUAUCCACACAGAAGGGGAUUUGACUGCAUCAGGCAACAUGGAGGAGGGAAGCUAUGGCGAUGUUAUUCACUUUGAGUGUGUAUCUCCUGACAAAAAGAUAGAUCGAAGUAGUGACAUUCAUUGCAAGGAGAAUGGCGCUUGGAGUGACUCUGUUCCAAAGUGCAUAGAGAUAACAUGCACAGCACCUAACAUACCACACGGGAGGAUUUUGUCAGCAAAAGAGAACCAUGAAGAAUACAAGAAAGAUGAAAUAUUGCAGUACAGAUGUGAAAAAGGAUACAAGUCCAGAGAGGGAAUCCCAAGAUGCACUAAAUAUGGCUGGAGUCUGAACCCAGAGUGUGACGAAGUAACUUGUCAGAUUAAGUCAACCAGUUAUGGAACAGAAAGUAUCGAACCAGAGGGAAAAACAAUUUUCAGAGCUGAAGAAACAGUAAAAAUUACCUGCUCUGAAAGAUACUGGAUAUUUGGCAUAAAAAAAAACACAAAAUCAUUUACAUGCCAAAUUGACGGGCAAUGGGAUGACGAGCCUACUUGUGUGGAUAUUAGAUGUGAAGUUCCACAUGACAGGCGUAUUUCUCAACCAGAAUAUUACUUUAAAGGAGACUUAAAAUUGGAUGCAGAAAUAUAUUACUAUUGUAAUUCUGGAUAUAGUAAAAUGGCACAGAAGGCCAAAUGUACACGAGAAGGCUGGAAACCAGAUCCACUGUGUGCUAAAAUUACGUGUGAAGCACCAAAAAUCUCAAAUGCAGAGAUCGAGGGAGAUCAGAGAGAAAACUAUGAAGUCUCUUCAAGAAUAGUAUAUAAAUGUCACUCUGGAUUUAAACCAGAGCAGCGUAUACAAAUCACCUGUAAUUCCCAGGGCCAAUGGACAGGCAUACAGCACUGCACUGCAACGGAAGUAUCUUGCAUUACUCCAUCCUUGAAAAAUGGGUUCAUAUACAGAGCCUCCAUAAAUGAGAAAGAAAUGUUUUACUCAUGCAAUGCAGGUUAUAAACCAUUCAGUGGGAACUGGUGGGAAUCAGUGACAUGCAAUGAGAGGUCUUGGUCUGAUGAGCCACAGUGUAUCAGGAAGGAAGAAUGUGGCGCUUACCCCAAAGUCAAUCAUGGAAAAAUAAAGCAAACAAAAAAUCAUGAUAGAGAAUCUGCAGAAUUUGAAUGUGAUCCAGGCUUUAAAUCAACACAUAGCUCGAUUAAAUGUGUCGAGGGUAAAUGGGAGACACCAACCUGUGAGGAGGAUGUGCAUUGUGACAUUCCUCCGGAGGUGGAAAAUGCUGUCAUACCCUCUAAACCUCAAGAAUAUUAUCCUGAAGGAUCUUCUGUAACAUACAAAUGUCGAAACUUAUUCACAAUGAGGGGGCCUAGCAGAGUUCUCUGCCACAACGCAACUUGGGGAGAAACACCAAAAUGUGAAGCUUUCUGUUUAAAACCUCUUCAGACAGUAAAUAAUUCAUUUCUGGUAGAUAAAAACCAAGACAAGAGAAAAUAUUCACAUGGAGAUACAGUACGCUUUGAGUGUUUUGAGGGGUUUGAGUCAAGGGAGACAACUGCUAAAUGUGACGUACAAACCUGGAUUUACCCGAAAUGUAUUAAAAAAUCUCAGUGUUCCAAACCAACAAAGUACAUGACGUUUGUGACACUGUUAAAUGAGAAAAAUGUGUACAACAACUUUGAAAAUUUGUCAUACACGUGCAAAAGUCCAUAUGAAAAAAUCCCAGAAGGUACUUGGACGUGUGAAGAUAAAGAAUGGCAUGGAGCAUUUGUCUGCACAAGUGAAAUCUGUCCACCACCAGCUCAUCUUGAACAUGGAGACUAUACUGUAGUUAGAAAGAAUGGUGAAGUAAUUACAGAGGUUUAUUAUACUUGCCAAAGAGACUAUGUGCUAGAUAAACAACAGCAAUAUUAUAAGUGUCAGAAUGGGAGAUGGGAGACCCCGCCAAAGUGUCUGGAGCCCUGUGAAAUUACAUCUGACAGUAUUGAGAAGUACAAUGUACAACCCCCCCAAAAUAAGGUCUAUGUAAAACAUGGUGACAUUUAUAGACUUUCUUGCAAGUCUGGAUGGAUUACUGGAAAUUGGCGGAGAUCUGAACAUCUUUACGUGUCGUGUUCUAAUGGAGAGUUAAAAUCUGACAAAACUUGCAAUACAGAAAAUUAUUUUGUUUGAAAAGAAACUGGAGUGGAAACACUGAGAUACAGAUCCCUCUGAUGUAUCCAGAGCAUGAAGAUGGACACACACACACACGCACACACACACACAUGCUUGCUAAUGCUUCCAUUAACAUGCUAAUCGGCCAACUGCAGUUUAGUAUCCUUUUACAUUAUUUUGUUAUUUUAUUUACACAUACACUGAAAAAAAUGUGAACCUCAAAAUGUGCUUCAUGUUGUAACAUCUAAAUAAACUGGUUUGAAUCAA
Molecule: messenger RNA, 3174 nt
Organism: Myxocyprinus asiaticus (Chinese sucker)
Lineage: Eukaryota; Metazoa; Chordata; Actinopteri; Cypriniformes; Catostomidae
Product: complement factor H-like
Exons: 18
Coding region: 328-2925 (865 amino acids)
Source: RefSeq, a predicted model, not a curated record